AUGAAGAAAGGCUGGCAGUGCUGCUCGUCUAAAAUGGUGUACGAUUGGGACGAUUUUGAGAAGAUCGAGCCAUGCGUUACCGGUCGCCAUUCGGACGUGGGACCGAAUGAAAAGUUUGCCGCAUCACCGACCGUGGCAGCAGCUGAGAAUGCGGCAGCAAACUCGGCUAGUGCUACUGUGCCACCAGCGUCUUCACUUAAGUCAAUUGAAGACUACAAUCAGAAAAACCCGGACGCGGUGACUGCUGUCUCUGCAGCUAAGAGCAGUCAGACAGCUCCACCUCCCAAGCGAACUGAUGGCAAAGCAAACUGCGUCAAUUAUGGAUGCCAGCAAGAGUAUGUAGUAGUUGAGAAUACAGAUACGUCGUGCAAGCAUCAUGCAGGUCCUCCUGUCUUCCACGAUGCCGGCAAAUUUUGGAGCUGUUGUCCAAAGGAUGUUAAGUACGACUUUGAUUCGUUUCUCAAGGUGCCUGGAUGUGUCGUGUCCGCGCACACAGACAUUAAGACAGCGUAG
Molecule: messenger RNA, 513 nt
Organism: Plasmopara halstedii
Lineage: Eukaryota; Oomycota; Peronosporomycetes; Peronosporales; Peronosporaceae
Product: chord family protein
Exons: 1
Coding region: 1-513 (170 amino acids)
Source: RefSeq, a predicted model, not a curated record